AUGGGAAAAGUCAAGUUUAAUGUUGUUUGGUUACAGGUUAUUGGAAAAGCUCUUGUCCUGGAUGAGAUAAUCAAUUAUGUCCAAUCAUUACAACGCCAGGUUGAGUUCCUGUCAAUGAAGCUUGAAGAGGUUAAUACAAGAGAAACCCCAAACAUAGAGGGAAUUCCUAUUAAAGACUUAGGGCAGCAAACAUUCGAGACAAAUGCUAUGGCAUUUGGUUCUCAAGGUACAAGAGAAUAUGCUGGGAGAACGUCACCAGAUUGGUUGUACAUGCAGAUUGGUGGUGGAUUUGAAAGAGGGACAUAAAGUAAAAUAAUCGGCAUCAAAGGCGAAUAAAUUCUUAGGAGGCUAAUGCUUCCUCCAGGGACUGCCAAAAUAUAUAUCAGUUCCUUGAUUUUAAAGGUAGCUUGUUUCUGAUCAGGCAUAGAGUUGUUGCAUAUCUUUAGGAUACCACGAACCAAAUCACCAUCUCCUUGCGCAAUGAACAAAACUAUCUUCCUAUAGUGUAACAGCACUUUUUCUUUCAUGGCGACUGGCAAAAAUGCUUAAUGAAUAGUACACUGGUGAGAAUGCCAACUUGACAUGGUUACUGGUUA
This is a messenger RNA of Capsicum annuum, 596 nucleotides long. RefSeq names its product transcription factor BHLH089-like. Gene Ontology annotation, molecular function: protein dimerization activity; DNA-binding transcription factor activity. Gene Ontology annotation, cellular component: nucleus. Gene Ontology annotation, biological process: regulation of DNA-templated transcription. The coding region runs from base 1 to 306 and encodes 101 amino acids. The record is from RefSeq and is a predicted model, not a curated record. Lineage: Eukaryota; Viridiplantae; Streptophyta; Magnoliopsida; Solanales; Solanaceae. The transcript is spliced from 3 exons.